Messenger RNA from Triticum aestivum (bread wheat), 4541 nucleotides. RefSeq names its product tau-cadinol synthase. NCBI's taxonomy places the organism in Eukaryota, Viridiplantae, Streptophyta, Magnoliopsida, Poales, Poaceae. Bases 2852 to 4372 code for a protein of 506 amino acids. Gene Ontology annotation, molecular function: terpene synthase activity; magnesium ion binding. The record is from RefSeq and is a predicted model, not a curated record. The transcript has 8 exons. Gene Ontology annotation, biological process: diterpenoid biosynthetic process.
CAGACAUCGAGCACUAAGCACUCCCGGUUUCUAUUCUCCUUGAGCAACAUAGUUAACACGACAUUUAUAUUGUUACUACUUUCAAGAUGGCGUCCGGCCCUCCCGGGAAGCUGUCGAGCUUUGAGCCCUCUCUGUGGGGUGACUUCUUCGUGAGUUACGAGCCACAACCACUACAGACCACCUACGAUGACUACGAGCACUGGAGCGAGCCGAAGGCAUGACCACUCAUCGCCCCUCCGUCACAUGAGCCGGGCAAAUCUUGUUGGAGUAGACAGACAUGAAGUCAUCGUGCUAAGUCCGAAAGGAACAGUGCCAUGGAACAGUAGCAGUCACCAAUGAAGAGAAGCGCAUAUCAAAGGAUCCAAUACGUAGACACAUGAAUGAAGGCCAGAUUCAUGCAGAUCCACCCAAGACAAACACCGACCGAAUCCCGCGAGAUCUGCGGAGACACACCUCCAAACUCCCUCUGAGGACACGAGACACACCGCCGGGAUGGGGUCUAGACGGGGAGAACCUUAUUCCAUCUUAGGGAGCCGCAACCGCCUUGCCUUCCUGAGUGGGACACAAAUCCUAAGCAAACUAAAAAACACCUCAAAAUGAAGCAGGAGCCAUCCCACCAUAUAUAAAGGGUCAGGAUCCACCAUGCCUCCAUGGCUCUAAGGCCACAAAAUACGAAGCAAAUCGUCGCCGGAUGGAGGCGGGGAAACCCUAGACGCAUGGGAGUCUGUCGUGGGGAGGAGCAAACGUUUAGUAUCCAGGAGACACGUAGCUCCAUAAAACAUUUAGCAGAUUAACGAUGCUCUAUCAUGGUUAACUUGAUUACGACGAGAUAUUCAUAUGGGCUGAUAUCAUCUCUCAGUUGUUGUUAACACUUCGUUAUCCACUCUCUGAUGCAUAACAUUGUAAUUCCUAAAAACAUACAUAUUGUUACAAUAAUUUUCUCGAAAAGGAGAAGACCUCGGCCUCUGCAUCAUCAUGAUGCACACGUCCAAAUAAAUUUUAAAAUAUAAACAUACUAUUAUUGUGGUAACUGAUGCUGGUAACAAGUCAAUUUAUGUUACUAUAACAUGGAAAUUUCUGCAUGCAUGCAUGCAUAUCCACUCUCUAUAAGAGGAGGAUUCCCAUCCGAAAGACAAAUAGGAUGACAAAUUUGCAUACAUAUAGAACUUAUAGUGUCUUAUUAUUAAAUUAUUCAAAUACGAGGCAACCAGGCCACCAUCUAUGUCUAAAUAAUUUAACAUGAUAUUAGUCAUUGAUCUUAAUAACCAUGUUAUAAAUUAUUCAAACAUGAGGCAACCGAGCCCCGACAUAUGCCAACAUAAACUGGAUAUAUAUUAAUCGAUAAUCUUAAUAGGCACGUAUGAGAUUUAGAAUAUAUUGAAGUUACACACUUAGAAGUAUCUACCCGAUAUAUGUAUUCAUUCUGAAGGACACGACAACAUGCAUGGAUGGGAGAGAAGAGAGAAGAUCUUGCAUUGUCAUGGCAUAUAAUGGGUGAACAGUCGAAAGUAAUAAAUGGAAACAUCUACAACCACACGACAUUGUAAGGGCAUGUACAAUGGUUUAUAAGUUGGCUUUCUCCAAUCUAUUAUACGCAAUUUAGAGAAUGUAGUUCAACAUAUUAUGCAAUGGAUUAUCCCUUAAUAUUGUCACUAUCAUUAAUUUAAUAGUUUGCCUAAAGUAUGGGGCGUUCAAAACCAAACUAAAAAACAUGUGAAUAAGAAAAGACAUCUCAUACUAUAGAGACAUAUGUCUUAUGUCAUAUCUUUCUUACUAAGAAAUCAUCUACUAUCUAAGAGAAGGCAAGUAUCUCUUUUGUGUUUCUCUCUCUUCCACAUGACCAAGUAUCCUAUGUAGAUCAUUUUACAUGACCUAAGAAGAAAGAAGUGAAAGAAGAACUAAAAAUAUAAGAAUGUGUAAAGUUAUGCGAAGGAAUGACUUUUUAUGGUAUUCUGCAUGAAAGGACACGAUAUUAUAUAAAGUUACCAUUGCAGUUUUUGUACUUGCAAUUUUGUUUCACCUAUAAUUGUACGAAAGUCAUUUCUUCUCAUGAAACUUUACACAUGAGUAUAUUACUAGACCAUAUUUAUUACAACAACAAUAACAAUAGAAAUGUCUUGCUUGUUUUCCUUUUUUCCAAUUCAAAUGUUAAAUUGGGUGCAUGUAGACCUAGUUUCCUAGAAUCGAGAUACUAGGUCACACUAUAUAAGAUAAUACAACCACAGUAUAGCCAACCACAAGGCUGGUGGAGGAAGAGAACACAAGAUAUAGUCCUAAUGUUUCAGUAUUGAAAUUCAUAUGUGGUAACAGUAUAUAAAAUUUAUGAAUGGAAAGAUGGCAUUGAUGGAUGAAGAAGAAAAGUUAAAUAUUAGUAUGGAAUUCUAAAAAAAUCAUAAUUGAUCGCAUAGUCAAUGUCAUCAAUUUCCAUUUGCACAAACAAAUGUCUUUGCUAGUAAUGUAUGUAAAACACUCAAUGGCAAGAUUUCUACUAAGGCAUGAUUUUUUUUUUCCUGAAGACACAGUUUUACCACUAAACUUUUCUAUAUGUAAAUGCCUCUUAUAUAGAUAGAUGGAUGACAUAAAAAAUAGUAGGAUGGGCAAGCAUGAAAGUAGCAGUGGAUCUACCGCUUGGUUGUCGGGUUCAGUUAAAGAAAUGAAGUAGCAUCACUGGUUUGCUUGACCCAACGAUUUAGCAUUAAUGGAGGUGAACUCACUCCUCAUCAGUUUCUAGCUUCCCUUAUGGGUGGAUGUAAUGGAAUAGUGUUAUUGUGGCAUCACCAAUGAUGAGGUGGAUUCAGCAAAAGAAUACAAGGUUUACAAAUGAGACAUCAAUAUUUAGAGCGAGGAAUGGAUGAUGGCGAGAGCUGAUAUACUGAAAGAUAAAAUCCACAUGUUGCUUCAGAGUUGCGAUGGAGCGUUGGGGAAAAUGUUCUUAGUGGAUUCACUCCAACAUCUCGGAAUUGAUCACCACUUUAAAGAAGAGAUUGACAAUAUGUUGAGCGAAAUCCUUGGGAGUGAAUUUAGUUGCUCUAGUCUCCAUGAGGUCGCUCUUCGAUUUCGCUUGCUUAGGGAGCAGGGUCAUUGGGUAUCUCCAGAUGUCUUCAACAAAUUCAAAUGUGAAGGCGGGGUCUUCAACAAGGACAUUACUUAUGAUACAAGGGGAUUAUUAAGUUUAUACAAUGCAGCUCAUCUUCUCAUCCAUGGUGAGCCAGCACUAGAAGAAGCCAUCACUUUCGCAAAGUACCAUCUUGAAUCAAGGAUUGCGAGUCUCGAGUUCCCCUUAGCCGAGCAAGUUAGACGUGCCCUUCACUUGCCACUGCCAAGGACUUAUAAGAGGAUGGAAACAAUACAUUACAUCUCGGAGUACAAAGAAGAGGAAUAUCACAACCCUGUUCUAUUGGAGUUUGCAAAGCUAGACUUUAACCUUCUACAACAUGUACACUUGAAGGAGUUGAAAGCUAUUAGUGGUUUUCAUAGGUGGUGGAAAGAACUUUCCAGAUGCAUCGAGCUGACCUAUGUUCGUGAUCGUGUGGUGGAGAACUAUCUUUGGUCCCAUGUGAUGUUCUAUGAGAAAGACUACGAGCUCGCACGGGUGAUCGGUGCCAAAAUAAAUGUGCUACUUACCGUCAUGGAUGACACAUUUGAUGCCCAUGCCACCAUAGAGGAAUGUCGGAAGCUGACUGAAGCCGUACAAAGAUGGGAUGAGAGCGAUGUUUCUCUUCUGCCGGAUUACUUGAAGAAGUUCUUUGAUGAACUGUUGGCGAACAUUAAGGAGUUUGGGAGUGAAAUGGCAAAGAAUAACAACUACGAGAUUGCCUACAUCAAGAAACAGUUCCAGAAACAGUUCAUUUAUUAUCUCCAAGAAGUCGAAUGGUUACACCAGAAUCACAAGCCGAGCUUUGAAGAGCUAGUGAAUCUGACCUCCAUGACCAUAUGUGUGCCAACAGUAUGUGUGUGUUUUCUUGUUGGCAUGGGCGAUGCAAUGCCCAAGGAAACACGCGAGUGGGUAGCUGGUUUCCCUGAUGUCGUCAUGGCAUGCGCAAAGCUUACACGGUUCAUGAAUGACAUCGCUUCAUUUAAACGUGGAAGAAGCAAGGUAGACGCAACGAAUUCAGUAGAGUGGUACAUCGCGGAGCAUGGGGUCACGAGGGAGGUCGCAGUUGCCACGAUCGAGUCACUCAUAGAAGACGAAUGGAGAAGCCUAAAUCAAGCUCGCUUUGGGAACCGAGUGCUGCUCCCUGCAGUGCAGCGGGUUAUCAGAUUCGCUGUUAGUAUGCCGUUAUACUAUGGUGGAGGGAACGAUGCAUUCACAUUCAGCAAGCAUCUUCACAAGACUAUUGAGGCCCUCUUCGUCAACCCCAUUCCCAUCUAGGUAGGGAGCUAUCUAGCUUGUUGCCGUACUACUAUUUAUCACUGUAACAAGCACCAAUCUGCUUUCCAAUAAACACAUGUGUGUGACAGUGUGUGGUUUCUAGUAAGAGAAACAGUUAUAUGUAUUGUUUAUGAGAUGAGAUGGAAUAAAAUUCGAUGUACGUGUGUUA